UCCAUAAAGACUCGAUCUUUGGUUUUUACGAGUGAGUGGUUAGACUAUAUAUUACUGUAUAGCCUACAGUGUGUACAUACUGUACUGUAUAAGACCAUGCGAGCCCUGAGCAUUAUAAUAUUCGGUUUAGUUUCCGCGUCUUGCGGCUGGAUCCUGACCCUGACGAGUACAGUGGCACCAAACUGGCGCACCAUCCACAACAUCACUGGACAGCCCUCGGAUUUAAUGUUACACCAGGGCAUCUGGGAUAUCUGCAGGUCCUUUACAGGAUCCAGGGACGUCCUGUGCAACCAUGAGGACAGCGAAUACUUUAAUAAUCAGAUCAUCGAGGUCGCGCGCAGGAUGAUGGUGGCAUCUCUGAUCGUGACUCUAAUCGGUCUUGGCUUGAUGACAGUCGGAACCACCUGCUGGACCGACAAACCGAGAAUAAAGCUGGCUGGUCUCGGUAGUUUUCUCAUCUUAUGUUCCGGGGUUCUGGCAAUCAUCCCUAUCGCCUGGUACAACCACAUCCUGAAGGACAUCAACUCUCCAUCUACCGACAUCCGUACUGGAUACUGCAUCAUACUGGGCUACAUAGGAGGACUAACAGAGUUUCUCGAGGGAUUUGUGAUAUUUAUUUUGUUAUACCGAUGUUCUGGAGGAAGAAAUCGGGGAGAGAGACCUGAGUUAAAUAUUGAACCAAAGGACAUGACCACCGCGCCGAGCACCAGUGUGACCCGGAGCCGCGCGAGCAGCGUCCCGUCGCACAUUGAGAAACAAGACAUCAACUUCCGGCGAGACAACAGACCAAACAAAAUAUCACUGACCCUGUAGAAGUAGUCUUCAACUCAGCUGUUUUUUUGGUUUUUGACAUAAAAUACGAGGGUUGUUUAGUCGUUUAGUUAUUUACUAAUUUAGUUACUGAGUUAGUUAUUUAGUACAAGAAUUUCUGAAAGCAUCCUUAGAUGAGUGAAGUGUCUACCAUUAAGACAGACAAGGCUGUGUCACUUGUCGCCAGGGAGGGGAAAAUAAGAAAAGCCACUUGGGCCCUUCAGUCUGGUAAAUCCAUGUGAUGUUCUAUAGCUUUUGUAAUAGACUGUAACUUAAAGCGUGGCCUUUUCUUUCUUUCUUUCUUUCUUUCUUUCUUUCUUUCUUUCUUUCUUUCUUUCUUUCUUUCUUUCUAAUUAUUAUUACUCCUAAUUUGUCCUACUUCUCUAAGCCAACAGAACAAUACAAGUAGGCAUAUUCUUAGAAAUGACAGGAAUGUUGAGGGCUAUAUUUGUGAUCAGGUUUAAUUAACAAGAAACCUUUUUAUCCUCAUAAUUUUGACAAUACUAUGUUUUCGUUGUGUUGAAAUGCAUCAGUCACAUUUUCUUAUCAUGAACAAUUUUGGGGAAUAUGGAUGUUAUCUUUUACUUUCAGAUUUGGCAUCACACGCAUCUCACAUUCUCAGAAAUAAAGGCACCAUUCCAAUAUGUUACUAGUACCUUUAGUAGGCUAUGUAUCUUUCAUUAGGAAAUCUGAAUAAUAAAAAAUAUAACUGAAGGUACAUAAUUUGACCAUAAGGACUUCUCUGAAUGCCACCAUAUGUACCUUCUCAGGUGAAAGAUACAUAAUAAAGGACUUUUAUAUCUGACAGUGCAGCCGGACAACACCUUCUAGGCUCACCAAUCACAUAAGGAUUUACUGUAUAUACAAACAGAGUAGUGUUCA
Messenger RNA from Ictalurus punctatus (channel catfish), 1692 nucleotides. RefSeq names its product claudin-23-like. Lineage: Eukaryota; Metazoa; Chordata; Actinopteri; Siluriformes; Ictaluridae. Gene Ontology annotation, cellular component: bicellular tight junction; plasma membrane. Gene Ontology annotation, molecular function: structural molecule activity. The transcript has a single exon. Bases 97 to 813 code for a protein of 238 amino acids. The record is from RefSeq and is a predicted model, not a curated record. Gene Ontology annotation, biological process: bicellular tight junction assembly; cell adhesion.